AGUGUUUUCAACACGACGUCGAGUAUCUACGUCACCGCUUGAGUGAGGAGAAGAGGUUUCGAUUGAUACAGAAAUGGAAACAUUGUUUCAUUCGCACAAAUAAAUGUUAGUUUACUAACAUCGUGCAUUGCGAUUACAUCGGAUAAACCAUCUUCGACGAUUGCAGGGCAUCAGUGAGUACAAGAAGAAAUUUAAACACCGGGUAGCGCGCUCCAGAAGCGCCUCUCCUCAGCGACGGAUGCCCUUAGCUGGACUUCGAUCUGACCAGAUGGGUAUCAGUCGAGAGCCUCAGUUUCUGUCCAAGAGGAAGGUGCCCUCCUCCCACACGCUCCAGGUAUCCAGCUCCUUCCAAUGGAACCCCACCACCACACAGCCCCCACAGAGACGGGAUGAGACCCCCAGACCUGGUACCUCUCCCCUGGCUCCUACCCCAGAGAGAGUCCACACCCCUCUGGCUCCUAGGGGUCCCCCUCCUCCAGGGGACCCCCAACGUUGCCCGACCACUCUUCAGGGCCAGACCAAUAACCGGAGCCCCCUGGCUACUGUAGAGAGACAGGACCAAGCUUUCAAUGGGGUUGACCAUGUGUUGAGGAGGAAGGCAGGGCUGAAGUCGUCUGGACAGAGGACUGGAUUACAGAACUCAGAGUACAGGAAACAGUUUCCGUGGAAGACACCUGUAGCUGGCCACGCCUCCCCACUGCUGGCUGCAGAACAGAUGCUGUACACCAGCCACCGGUCCAUCCCUCCCUUCAAGUCUAACCCGGUGGUGGUGUUGGAGAGUGAGUACAGCAGGAACUUUAAAGCUUCUCCUCCUCCCAGAGGACCACGGCUACGCAGCGAUGUAGACGGGGACCAGGUACCUCUGUUCCAGAGAGAGAAUGUUUCACCUGAGAAAGCAUCAAAGAGCAAGCGUAAGAAGAAGAGGGAAGAGAGAGAGAGAAAGUCCAGCAUCGUAGAGGAGAACAUUCCAGUUCCACAGCCUCAGGAGCAGCAGGCGGACCAGGAAGUGAAGUCACAGAGCCCCCAGAAGGCACAUCUUCCCCACAGAAAGGUGAAAUCAGAGUAUAACGCCAACUUCCGCUCUCCGCUGAACUACAUAUAUAAGGACGGAGCCUGGGUCAAGGCUACCACGGUAGGAGAGGAGGGGCGUGACAGUCAGCAUAGUCACGUUUGGUAUCACGAGGUGCAAGAGCUUCGUAAGAAGGCAGAGGCCUACAGACAGAGGGCGUGGGGGACCCAUUUCUCCCGCCUCCACCUCAACCAGAUCCUGUCAGACCAGAACCAGCUGUGGGAGGCCUCCACCCCUUCCUCCUCUAACCUCAGCUCUGGGACAGGUUCAGGGGACCGGGAGGAAGACAGCAGCAGGAGCCCUACCCCCCAGGCUCUGGAGCUCGCUAGGGUUGACAGUAGCUCCAGCUCCGUAGCCGGACCCCCUCCCCUCACCCCUGUGUCCAGUAGAAGGAGCUCCCCCCGGGGGGCUGGGAACACAGCAGGCCCCCCUGGUCACCCUAACCCUGGAGCCCUUACCCUACCUGUUCAGAGGAGACUAGCCUGGGAGGAGGAGACAGGGGCUGGGGGUGGAACGGGGGAGAAGGAAGAGGAGAAGAGAGAGGAAGAAGAGGAGAAAGAGAGAAAGGAGAGAAAGGAUGAGCUGAGGGUGCUGGACCAUCAUUCGUCGUCUGUAGCAGGCUCCCACAGUUCCAGAGAGGGUGGCAGGAUGCCCACACCCACACUGCAAAGGAUCGCUACUGUUCAGAGAACUCACCACGACCUGACUACUCCAGCCACUGGAGGGGCUAUCCUGGUGUCUCCUCCUAAGAUGGAGGCUAAUGGUUGGGUGAAGAGAAGUGAACCUCCGCUGGGUAAAAGCCGUUCCCCAUUUAAACACCUCUCUCUGACCUCGCCACAACGAGCAGCCAGACAGAAUGAGGAGCGGAACCAGCCCCGGUCCUCUCCAGCAGCAGGGGUGACCACUGUGGACCCCCUCCCCCUGAGAGAGGACUCCUGGUCUGGGGAGACCUCUCCAGAGAACCCCCCUGAUCCUCCACCGGAGGCCAAACCCUCCCGUAAACGCACCACCAGCGGACGACCCAACGCCGCCGUCCCUCCACCUGUUAACCGCAUCCAGGGGACGCUCAGAGACCCAGAGUUCCAACACAACGGUAAUUUAGGCCUGAGGACGUCUGAGCUGCUGCUGUGUCCUGGUGGUGGCUGUGGAACUGAUGAUGAAGAUGACAGGAUGUCCCAGAUCUCAUCCAGGUCAGCAGCGUCCUGCUCCAUGGCCUCCCAGGUCCUGGACCGAGCCCAGAGGAGGAAGGACCACUUCUGGGGGAAGAGAUAACAGGACGCGCUGACCCCCCUCACAAUACAUCCCAAAUGGCACCCUAUUCCCUAUGUAGUGCACUACUGUUAAGAGGAGGAAGGAUAACUUUUGGGGGAAGAGAACACCACUGACACACACUAUGUCCUAAACCGGUAAAAUGGUCAAAUAAAAAAUAUAUAGUGUACUGCUCUAGCGGAUAGGUGUGAUGACAGCACACUACACUGGACCACACUGUCCUCCCCCUAAUAGUACCCUAUUCUGUAUGUAGUGCACUACCUUGGGCCAGACCCUUGAGAGGAAUAUAUUGGGGACAGGGUGUGAUGUCAACAGUGACAUUAGCUUCACAGCCUAUAGCCCAACCACUGCAGAUAGGAAGACAAUCAAUUGUUAUGGGUUUAUGUGACCAGUGUCCAGACUACUAGGGUGAAUCUGGGUUUAUGUGACCAGUGUCCAGACUACUAGGGUGAAUCUGGGUUUAUGUGACCAGUGUCCAGACUACUAGGGUGAAUCUGGGUUUAUGUGACUAGUGUCCAGACUACUAGACUCAAUCUGGGUUUAUAUGACCAGUGUCCAGACUACUAGGGUGAAUCUGGGUUUAUGUGACCAGUGUCCAGACUACUAGGGUGAAUCUGGGUUUAUGUGACUAGUGUCCAGACUACUAGACUCAAUCUGGGUUUAUGUGACCAGUGUCCAGACUACUAGGGUGAAUCUGGGUUUAUGUGACCAGUGUCCAGACUACUAGGGUGAAUCUGGGUUUAUGUGACCUGUGUCCAGACUACUAGGGUGAAUCUGGGUUUAUGUGACCUGUGUCCAGACUACUAGACUCAAUCUGGGUUUAUAUGACCAGUGUCCAGACUACUAGGGUGAAUCUGGGUUUAUGUGACCUGUGUCCAGACUACUAGGGUGAAUCUGGGUUUAUGUGACCUGUGUCCAGACUACUAGACUCAAUCUGGGUUUAUAUGACCAGUGUCCAGACUACUAGGGUGAAUCUGGGUUUAUGUGACCAGUGUCCAGACUACUAGACUCAAUCUGGGUUUAUAUGACCAGUGUCCAGACUACUAGGGUGAAUCUGAGUUUAUAUGACCAGAGUGUCUAGGCUGAAUCUGGGUUUAUAUAUCCAGAGUGUCUAGGCUGAAUCUGGGUUUAUAUAUCCAGAGUGUCUAGGCUGAAUCUGGGUUUAUAUAUCCAGAGUGUCUAGGCUGAAUCUGGGUUUAUAUAUCCAGAGUGUCUAGGCUGGGUCUGGGUUUAUAUAU
Molecule: messenger RNA, 3576 nt
Organism: Salmo salar (Atlantic salmon)
Lineage: Eukaryota; Metazoa; Chordata; Actinopteri; Salmoniformes; Salmonidae
Source: RefSeq, a predicted model, not a curated record